GUAAUAAUAUGCGCCCACGCACGCGUGAGAGAGUGAGCGUGUAGUAUACGCUCCCCUCGCGCUUCCUACCCUUUCGCUUUACCAAACAGCUCGGUCAGUACCGACCCCCCGACCCAUCUACCCACGCCUUGUUAAUGAAAACAUCUUUUGUCAAUGAACUGACGUCAGCCCGUUCGUUGAUUGGUCGGUUGGCACGUACCACGUGAUCGUGCGCCAAUCAACGGAGAGGCAAGUUUCCCCUACGCUCGAGGAUCCAAGCGCCAUUUGCCCAUUCUGGACGGAAGAACGCUCGAGGUAAGGUGUGGCCUGCAGCAGGCUGGCUAGAAGGCCACGAACGACAGAGAGUGUGAGAGAGACAGAGACAGAGGUUGAAUCGCGUAAGAUAGAAGGAAUAAGAAAAAGAAAGCGAAAGGAAGACAGAAGGCGAGGAGACACGAGAAUCGUUGAGCCGUGGCUGCUGUGGGUCGGCGGUGAGGAGAGAGACUCCCGAAAGAGAAGGAAACAAAAAAAAAAGAACAGGAAGUCGGUACGGCGACCAAGGGAAGACGCGUCGAGGCAAUGUUGGAGGGAUUCGUGAGGUGAGGGCGACGGUCCCGAGUCGCGCAGCGCCCGAGAUACGCGACCGAUCUCCCAAACUAAAUACCUCGUUUGCUCUGACCGAAUUCGAAUCAACCGUUGACGCGGCUCCCUGGUACACGCGCACAGCAUCCCUUUCUCCGUUGGAUCCCAACGAGAAGAAUCGAAGCUUGGCCCGAGUGGAUUCACCGCGAAACGAAAACAUCAGCAACGGAUAUGUACGGGAAGAAUCUAAGUCGGGGCCGCGUCUAUCCGUCGUGAGGAUAAUGCCACCGCUCAACCCAAUCGAGAUGAUGUCAGUUCACGUGGAACCCUCUUUGAUCUUAGUUUGAGAUCGAUCGUUUACCCUGGGUUGGACAACGCGUGGAUCAUGCAUUUCUCGUACGAGGAACAACAUUCCGUGGAUGUGGCGUUAAUUGGACUUGUCGUCUUUAUUUACAAAAGGAUCAAUAAUCGAGACGAGUUAGCGGUGGCAGCGGCAAAGGAGAAGGAGGAGGAGUAAAAACGGCAUUAAACUGCCGCAGGAAGUGAUGGCAACACGUGAGAAAACCUCGAAUCGGGAUAUUGACACGCGAGAAUAACGACAACGUGCGUCUGGAUGCCUCUAUGGGAUAUGUACUACUAUUACAACUCUAAGUGCCAUUUCAUCAUAUUCAAUAAAUAUUAAUAAUAGAUAUAUAUAUAUAUGAAACACAUGCACCUACACAGACACAGAGACACACACAUGAAAGAGCGCUAAAUGUACACAUACUUAUUUCACAUUGAUCAUAAAUGAGCGAAUAUGUAACAAGUUUUCUCUUGCGAGACAAAUGUCAUGCGUGCGCUUCAACUAUCUUAUACGAAUCAUUGAUAACACGUUACACGGAAGUGCCAUAAGAUGAAAGAGAUUCUUUCGACACUGUGAAAACUCAGGUUUCUGCUUCUUGGAACACGGUGGAAUCUAUGGAGAUAAGAUAUACAUUUGCGAAUAGAAACAGGUGCGUUUCAAAAGGAACAUAAAAGAAGUCACAGGCCAAAGAAGCGUCAGGAGAUUUAAUUAAAACGUACAACCAUGCCAGGGGGAAAUGUUACGGAGGAGGAGUUUGUGGACCCCGAAUGGCUUUUCAGAGAGCUUAGAUCUCGAGAAGGUCCAAGCAAACUUCUGAUAUUAGACUGUAGAGCGCAUUCUGAUUUCUCUGAAGCUCAUAUAAGAGGUUCGGUUCCUUUAGCCAUACCUAGCAUCAUGCUGAGAAGAUUGGCAGCAGGUAAAGUUGAUCUGCUGUCGACGAUAAGGUGCUUAGAUCUAAGAAAUCGAGUUGAAGUGUUUCUGUGCGGUGAUGAAAAUAGCAGAGGGACAUUUGUAUUGAUCGGUGACUCCACUGACCCUGCAGGACAUCAGGGUGAAACGAUUCAAGUUUUAACUCGAAGGCUUAGAAGUAGCGGAGGAUGUGUAGCUAUUUUAAUGAAUGGCUUCGAAGCGUUCAGAAAUAGAUAUCCUGAAUGGUGUGAAGGUAGCCAGACUACCGGUGAAGGUCCUCCUGGUCAGGACUCUAACGAUGGAGAAUUAAUGGGUCUCAGAUCUCUUCGGAUAUCUACUCCACCGACAAGGUCAUACUCAGACUCUGACAGUGAUAGUACGUGUGAUUCUGUUGGACCCGAAGAAGAUAAAGACUUCCCAGUUGAAAUCUUGCCCCACUUGUAUCUUGGAAACGCGGCAAAUAGCGGAGAUAGAGAGGCUCUAGCGCGUCAUAGGAUACAAUACAUUCUGAAUGUAACCCCAGAUUUGCCAAAUGUAUUUGAAAGCGCGGGUUCCAUGAAAUACAUGCAAAUACCUAUAAGUGAUCAUUGGAGCCAGAACUUAGCUAGUUUCUUUCCCCAAGCAAUUCAAUUCAUUGAGGAAGCACGGAGCUCGGACAAAGGAGUGCUGGUUCACUGUUUAGCUGGAGUAUCUCGGUCUGUUACAAUCACCGUUGCUUACCUUAUGCACAAGUGUAGCCUCAGUUUGAACGAUGCUUUCAAUCUAGUACGUAGUCGAAAAUCGAACGUUGCCCCAAAUUUUCAUUUUAUGGAACAGUUACAUAGUUUUGAAAAGGAACUGAGAGAUCGUGGUGACCGAAACAGAGGGAACGAUCAGAGAUGUAUCGGAGCCUGCCGACCCGGGGGACCCUGUAAUUGUCCAGCGCCCAGUUUCCUUAGCCCCAUCGAUUUAGGUCUAAGCCCAGACUCGGGAAUAGAAUUUGAUAGGUGGGCGUCGAGUACGCCGGCUGAAUGAGACGGGCAAGGGGGGACCCAAUAUAAAUUUUAGGUCCCUCCUAUCAUGCUGAAUGCAAUUUUAGAGAAUGAUAAGCCGUAAUUGAAGGGUGCAGGAAACGAAGUUUACAUUCAGCUAGGAAAAUACAUCCCUAGGACAAUUGAAACCACAGUGUAAAAGUAGAUAAUUAGGUAUGUUCGUUGAGUACUAACUCCUGAAGAGAACUAACUCGUCGCACGUUGUUAAAUGGCUGAGCCUUUCUAGUAUUUUUCUAUGUACACGCAUUGUUUUCUCCAGGCUUUGCAAGCCACAAUUCUAUUAUACUCCAUACAAAGAAGUUGAAUGAAUUACUAAAACAAAUAAAAAAUUUGUUUUUCAAAAAAGAUACUUAAUUUGAUAAAUAAGAUAUUAUUAUGAUUCUAAAAUUUCUCAUAUAUAUAAUACAUAGUCAAAUUAUUAUAAUACAUAAGUCAUGUUAAAAAUUUAGGAAAAAUAAGUAGGACUGUUAAAGGGUUCUAUAACAAUUUUUCUAAGUUAUCACUAUAGUGUUAAAUAUUGAAAGUAUUUUAUAAAUUAAAAUCUGUACUUUCUUACUACGAUCGUCAUUGUACAUUGAUAUAUUAUCAGAUAUCAAUUUCAAACUUCUUUUAUGUGAACGGUAGUAGUGUCUGAAAUAUCUUGAAUUUAUUCAGCACUAUGUUAUCCUCGUAUAUUUCUAGGAUACAAUUUUAUACGUACACUAUAUCCCCGAAGGACAAAGUCUAUAUUUUUAAUACUUAUUCCCUGAACCCUUCAAUUAACGAGGCUGUGUUUGUUUUAUCGCAAGACGAUGCUUAUUCGAAGUGACACGUGUUCUCUGAUGAAAAUAACUCGUCGAAACACCAGGCAAUCACAAGUAGUUGAAAUAAACUAAUUAACUGCUUAAAAAGAAAACACACACCACAUACACACACACACAUAACUAAGUUUAAGUUCGGAGGUACAAAAUUGAGAAAAAUCAUUCUCGUACUCAACAGUAUAGAUUAAAGAUAAAAAAAAGUUAUACACGAGGUAAUUCGAAGCUCGAGCGUCGUAAUUUUUGACAUAGUUUUUCAAUACACAAAAGUGACUUAUCUUGAGAAGGGUAUUCUUGAUGCAUUCUGACUUUUAAGAUGCAACGUUGUGUGCACACUCUCUCGAAAAAUAAUCUCGGUUAAAUAAAAUUAAGGAGUACAUCUUUAUGGAUCGGUGCAUUUCUAUAGGGCAUUCCGAAUCUCUUCUACUUCCAGAAAAAAGAAAACGGGGAAAAGAAAGUCAGGGUCGUCGUAGAAAGAAAAUUUGAGAAUCUGAACAUCAUACAAAUGAAACGAGCUUCUCUUAAUUAAAGGGAAACACGAGGGAUCUUCAUCUACAGGAUGUCCCAGAAAGAGUGUUAGUCCCUUAAGAGGAUGAUAGCUGGGGUGAUUCUGAACAACAUUUUUGCAAAGGAAAAUGAUGUUCAAAUUCACCCCAGCUACCAUCCCCUUAAAGCAGGCCUGUCCAAGUAAGGGAAUUCACACCUGGAACACAUGUUUUGGGUCCCCUUCCAACGGUGCUUCUUCAAGUAAGAUAGGACCGUUCUGACUACGUCUUUCCUAGCGGCAGUAUUGUCUCCUUGGUCCCAUCUUACUUGAAGGAGCAGCGUUGGAAGGGGACCCAAAACAUGUGUUCCAGGAGUGGAUUCCUCUACUUCGACAGGCCUGCCUUAAAGGACUAACACUCUUUCUGGGACAUCCUGUAUAAAGGUUGAGAUUUCUGCGUUUCCUUUUAAUCCAGACAAGUCUAUGUUGCACCAAAAUGUAUAGCACCAGAGUCCAUAACUGCGAAGACCAGUUUUCGUUCUUUGCGCAUCUCCAGUACGCAUCUUCGCCCUGAUUGGCGAUACUCCCAAGCGAAGUGGCAAGCGAUUGGCGGAGAGCUCGCUGCGUUCCCCCUCCAUCUUCUAACCUGCACGUCGCAGUUAUGGACUCUGGUGAACUGCGGUAUAGAUCAGAUAACUGAUCUGACAGUAAUUCUGUAUAAUUAAUCUUCAAGAUUUAUCGAACAAGAAAUUUUCUUUGUACGAUGAUCUCGAUUCUGUGCGCGUUACUACAGGAGUAAGAGUAAAAUAAACUAUGUACGACAAUUUGAAUGCUAAAUUUUGAAUUGUACGAUCAGCACUGUUUCUAUUGUCUUGCAGAUCUCAGAAUAUAUAUUUAAAAUUAUUUUUGUAAAAAUGAAAAAAGAAAAAAAAAUGAAAUCGCGUAUUCACAUUCCCAUAAGCCACAAUGACCUGAUACUGUAACUAUCUUUCGUGUACUAUAUGUAUUGUUCAUCGAGCAUAAUUGAAGUUAAUAUUGAGUGUACACAGUGAAUGUUAUUUUUCAUGUAAUUAACUAAAAGGAAAGAAGAAAAAAAGAAAGAAAGAAAAAAAAACAGUUGUGGUAAUCGACUCUUGACCAUUUGCAAGAGUUAAUUGAUAUACAACUAAGGAAAUAUAUAUUUGACGUUAAUGUAAUAACAAUAUUCUACUAUUACACUGUUGUCUGUUGUAUGUUUAUCGAGCACGAUGCUCGAAAGAUUUAAUCAAAUAUUAUGUAUAUUACAUAAAUUAUUAUUUUAUAUUCAUCGUUGUA
Osmia bicornis bicornis is the source of this 5439-nucleotide messenger RNA. RefSeq names its product dual specificity protein phosphatase Mpk3 (gene Mkp3). Gene Ontology annotation, molecular function: protein tyrosine/threonine phosphatase activity; MAP kinase tyrosine/serine/threonine phosphatase activity. Gene Ontology annotation, biological process: negative regulation of MAPK cascade; protein dephosphorylation. NCBI's taxonomy places the organism in Eukaryota, Metazoa, Arthropoda, Insecta, Hymenoptera, Megachilidae. The coding region runs from base 1628 to 2827 and encodes 399 amino acids. Gene Ontology annotation, cellular component: cytosol; cytoplasm. The record is from RefSeq and is a predicted model, not a curated record. The transcript has 4 exons.